AUGUCUUUCCCAUACAAGCACUUCCUCCUCAUCGGCGCGACCUCAGGCAUCGGCAAAGCAAUGGCCGACCGUCUCAUUGAAAGCGGCGCCAAAGUAACAGCAGUAGGAAGACGUCAAGACCGACUAGACGAGUUCGUGCGCCAACACGGCGAAGACAAAGCGAGUGCAAUGAACUUCGACAUCAGUAAAACAGAACAGGCGCCUCAGUUUGCCAGAGAUGUCUUCGCCAAGUACCCAGAUAUUGACUGCGUGCAGCGUCAGCACAAUCUAACAAGCCAGGAGACAUUCAAGCUGGACGAGUUCCUCAAUGAAGUCCAUGUCGAUUUCACGAGUCUGGUGGCUCUUGCUCAUGCUUUCUUGCCUUAUCUUAAGGCCAAGACGGAGCCUGUUGGUUUUAUUUUGUGA
Molecule: messenger RNA, 405 nt
Organism: Aspergillus oryzae RIB40
Lineage: Eukaryota; Fungi; Ascomycota; Eurotiomycetes; Eurotiales; Aspergillaceae
Exons: 2
Coding region: 1-405 (134 amino acids)
Source: RefSeq, a predicted model, not a curated record